AUGGCCGAAGGGUACUUGGCUGGAGAAUGUAUAUCGUUCUGCUUAGAGUUCCUGGAAAGUUCAGUACAUCUCGAACAAACGUUGAACUGUAAUGAAGAUGUUGAGGCUGAUGACCUUGUCCUUGAAGGACGUCCUUUGCAGAAGGCCACUGAGGUCACUCUCUCAGACAAAGAACGAGACAUAGCACAUCGCUAUGUACUGAUGAACACGGCAAUGAUGGAUCCAUAUAUUGAGCGACAUAUAUCAAUACUUCAGAUUCCAAGUAAUUCAGAUGCUCACUCCACUAAGCUAAGGUGGUUGGCUUAUGGACCCAGACAUACUGCUCAGAGUCACACGGGGUUUGUGAUCAACGACCAUAGAUUUCAGAUCAAGCGUAAGACUCGGAACAGCGGAGUGACCAAUGAAGCUUUCUCUAUGUGUAGAUCUACUGCACGAGAUACUAGACAAAUGGCUGAUAUAGUUGGCUAUUACGGAGUGAGGAGAUUCUACUGCUUGACUAUCACAUGUUUUCCGUUCCAGUCUUCAAAUGCACUUGGGCAAACACAGGGAAUGGUGUAA
Messenger RNA from Microthlaspi erraticum, 558 nucleotides. The record is from the annotation of a GenBank genome assembly. NCBI's taxonomy places the organism in Eukaryota, Viridiplantae, Streptophyta, Magnoliopsida, Brassicales, Brassicaceae.